This is a messenger RNA of Hypanus sabinus (Atlantic stingray), 1109 nucleotides long. RefSeq lists its product as uncharacterized. Bases 330 to 1007 code for a protein of 225 amino acids. Lineage: Eukaryota; Metazoa; Chordata; Chondrichthyes; Myliobatiformes; Dasyatidae. The record is from RefSeq and is a predicted model, not a curated record. The transcript is spliced from 10 exons.
CUGGGGACCAGCGCAUUAAGUACUAUUGCAAAGAAGGUAAUGUAACGCCUCUACUUUCUUGUUAGUUUUCGCAGAUUCAGCAUGUCAUCUUGACACACCUUGACAAACAGGUGCACACUGGAGAGUAUGCUGACUGGUCACAUUACAGCCUGGUAUGGAAACGCCAAUGCCUGAAGACUAGAAUGCAAAAACAAGGAUGAAAUACUGAGACUUUAUAAGGCACUGAUGCUGCCUGGCCGGCUGCGUUCCGCCAGAAUUUUGUGUGUUAUUGCAUCAUCUUGUAGCACAACACAACGCGGAAGUCUUCAUUCAUAGGAACACACAGUAAUAUGGAGAUCUCUCGGCGUUUGCUUGUGAUUUUACAACUAAUUUUCGUCUGGCUAUACACUCCGGUGUUUGUUGAAGAUGUCAUCACAGUGAAAAAUGUAACUUAUUCAUCAAAUUGCUGGUUGGAUUUCAAACGUUACAAUAUUUCCUGUAGCCAUAUAGAUAUUUCCAUUAAUGAGACAGUAGUUGCUGAUGCCGACCACUUUAUUCAGCCCAUAACCAAACUCAAUAGGUCUGAGGGAUUCAAGGUGGCUGGCUGCCAAACCACAUCGGUGAGAUGUUACAAGGAUGGCGUAGAGACGCAUUAUAAAGCUCAAGGGACGGAGGAUGCCAAAAGUAAUAAAGUGAAGGAAGAAGGUGGAGACGGCACUGGAGAUUGGAAAAUCUGGGUAGCUGUGGCCGUCCCGGUAUUUCUAUUCCUGGUAUGUUCGAUCCUGGGACUUAUUUACUGCAGGAAAGCACAUUGCCAGAAUAAACACCAUUUGCCCUUCUACUGUGUAUCCCGAAUGAAGGACCCCAUCGAAGACCCUGCUGCAACAAGGAGCCUUUGUGAAUCCCAGGACACCCUGCAGUUGGAGCAGCCGACGGGCAGGACACCUAAUCCCAGAUUCUUUCAAGGUUGGAAGAUUACUGCAGUCUUUUCAAGAAACUUCCAUUUCACUAAUUCUCAAAAAGAAUAAGAAUUCUACUGAAUGUUCUUCGUAUAGACCUAUUUCUUUACUCAAUUUUGAUACUAAAAUUUUACCUGAAGUGUUGGCUUGCAGACUUGAAAAUAUUAUAUU